AUGUCCCUAGACAGCGUUCGUUCGGGCGUGGAACGCGACAAACGCAAUGAAUUGCUCAACAUCGAGACAUCGCGGAAGAGGAAGCUUCGGGAGCUCUACGCCGUCACUUCGUGCAUAAACGCGAGCAACCCUCCCACCUUUACUUUUGCAGACCCUCCCGCGGAUGCGCGCGAGCUGCAAUUCCUUGACGAGAAUGACAUUUCCAAAGCACGGUACUUUAGGGAAGACACUCUUCCCGUUUUUGCGCCCGCGAAGCAACCCAAGAAACCUUCUCCUGCUCAGACUCCAGCACUUGCGUCCAUACCCAAGUCUUCCGCGCCUGUUGAACCCGCAGCGCAUCAUGCAGACGGCCUCGAAAAUCAACUUGUCGCAGCCACUUCGCCGGCUCGUGCGGCGCCACCUACUCCUCAGGGCGUGGAGAAGCUACCCGCUCCUGCCCUUGCCUUGCCUCAGCCUACGGCAGAUGACGGUGUGAAGCCUGACGUUACGUCCCGUUCCUCGGAGGACAAGAAAGCGUCUAAGCCUUCCGCUGAGACGGUGCAGCCUGCCCCCCCAGCUCCGAAAUCGCUGCAGCCACCCGCAAUCACCCCGGCAGCUCUGCCCCAUCCAGGGCCGCUAUCCGCGAAAGCGAGACGUAGAUCGUCUGCUCUGGCUGACGGCUCUACUAUUCUGCCAGAUCCUCAAACGAUUGAUCGCCCCGCUAGGAAGCCCAGGACCAUCCAUCUGCCACCGAAGGAGGUGCAAGAGCAACGUCUUCGUGAAAUUCACACAGCACAAGAGCGCGCCGCGCAGCGGGAAAGGAGAGAGGAAGAACAGCAUGCUGCAGGUGUUGCUAGCGAAGCAGUCAAUGGCGAAGUUGCCUCGUCGCCAUCAUCAACGCUUGGACCGCAUUCCGCAAAUACCUCGAGGGCAGAUCAGCAUUCCCCCGCCACGAGCCCCGAUGAAGAGACGCCCCGGCACAAUGGAACUUUUCCGAGUACGCAACCGUCGGGCACCGACAAGAACGGGCCUACGGCAAUGACGCCGCCCGACGCUACGCCCGACGCUCAAUUGCACUUCGAAGAGUCGGUAAGGCAGGUUCGGGAUUCGGCUAUGAAGGAUCCAGAGUCCGGCACGCCCAAGCCAAAGGCAGCCGAUCUAACUGAACAGGCUUCUCGCAUCGUGCAGAAAUCGGACUUUGCGGCAAAUGGGAUUCCGACGAGCCAAGAUUCUUCAAUGUCUCGAAAUGCCGUCAAUGGCAUCGUUCCGACUACACCGAACGAGGCUUGCAGGGACGCUUCUGACGCAAAGGGCAAAGACAAGACAAAGUCGCGCACACCUAUUAGCGAACCGUCCGCUGUUCAGGAUGUAGUGAUGCAGGAUGGCGAAACGCCAAAGAUUGAUGACGCCAACACAGAUUCGUUCAGGAGCCGCGAUCCCAUGGAUGGGACCUCUCCAGGGCCCAAGGUCGCAACAGCGUCGGAUGCCGUCCCCGAUCCAAAUUCGAUGACAAAAUCUACUUCCACAUCGGAGGGAAUCAGGCCAACUUCUCUCCUUCUCCGAGGCCGGGAAACCGAGUUCCGGAACCGGGAAAAGUCCAAAGCGACUGGUGUCGUGUUCGCAAAGCACGACGGUGCCCUGGCGUUAAGAGGAGGCCAAGAGGUAAACAAGGCAUGGUCCAAAUUGAAGGGAGCUGCCCAGGACCCGGAUAAGGACUAUCUGAUUGGGAUGUUCGACUUUCAGGCGCACUCGGCGCCGAUGUAUUCGUGCCGUGAACUCCUUGACAAGGCCACUAAAACCAUUUCGACUCAAAGCAAGUAUGCCAGCAUUCGGGAACAGCAAGACUACAAGAUUCUCAAGCGUAUCUACACUCUGCAGCACGCCAAUAGAUGGUCCUUGCGGCAGAUGGAAAAGUCCACCGAACCUCCGCGCCAAGCUUCAUUCCACGACAGUUUCCUUGCGCAGAUGAAGUGGAUGCGAACGGAUUUCAGGGAGGAACGUAGAUGGAAAAUGGCUGCUGCCCGGAACAUGGCAGAAUGGUGUGCCGAAUGGGUCGAUGCGUCCCCGGAGAAGCGUCGCUCAUUGCAGGUUAAGGCUACGUGCAAACCGGCAGCACCGCCAGCUCCUGCGGACCCAAUGGACGAGGACAUUCCGUCGCCUCCAGAGCUCGUUCCGUCGGGCGCGAACGAGACGGAAAGCGAAUCUUUUCCUGAUGAUGACGAAUUUCCCAUCAAUCUUCGAUCAUCAAACCCGCCUGCAGCUCUGUUUUCUCUUGGCUAUGAAGAUAUUGUUGCUAAGAUUGACCAUACGCCCAUCAGUGAGAAGGUUCUCCAGGAACUGCCUUCUUACGAGUCCAGGUUGAAGGGGUUCCCGUCUCCCUCCGUUUUGACGCCAAUCUCCAUAGAUCCUGAGAUAAUCCCCGUCUCCCAACUAAUCACCGCGAAGCUCGUCCCCAAGUCUACAGAGCCUCCACGAAAGCGCAGCCGAUACGAAUACGGAGAAGAAGACGAGUCUGUCGGCUACUCUUCGAAGCGACCAACUUCAGAGCGUUCAAACACCUCCACCCCAAGUCUUCGUUUUUCAAGAGUGGGCCUCGCCCCGGAGCAAACGGAUGUGGCUCUGUUCCUUCCCGAGAACAAACACGUCCGUGAUCGCCUACACGCUGGACACUCCUUCCGACCUCCAUCAGAGUUUCCGAUGCCGUCGACACAGUUUUUCGAGGCGCGAAUGCCGUCACAGUGGCUCUGGGACGAGGAUCAACGGUUACGCACGCUAGUCAAGGAGUACCAGUUCAACUGGUCUUUAGUGGCCGCAUCUCUGGAACAGUCUUCUUUGUUCACGUCUGGGGCUGAACGGCGGACACCUUGGGAAUGCUUCGAACGUUGGGUGCAAUUAGAAGGACUGCCUGGCGAGAUGGCCAAGACUCCAUACUUCCGAACGUAUCAAGCACGCCUUGAAGCCGCACAACGGACAGUUACUGCACAGUACCAGGCUGCCCAGCAACAAGCACACCAGCAAGGACAGACUCCAGGACAGAUACUGGGCACACCAAGACGCCGGACCGCUCAACCAAUCCGCGUAGAGAGGCGUAAGGGCAAUAGAUUUUUAGCAUUGAUCGACGCAAUGAGAAAACAGGCGAGGAAGCGGGAGACGGCGCAGCAUAAGCAGCAAGAGGCCGCUAAAGCUGCUGCAUUGAGAAAGGCUCACGAAGCUGCCCCUGUUCGAACCAGCGUCCAUACCCCUCAGGAGUUUAGUAAACUCAAGUACGAGCGCGAGCAGAAAAUGGCAGAAAAGCAGGAGGAGUACCGCCGGCAAAUGAUGGCAGCCCAGAGGCAAGCUAUGGCUAGACCAGGUCAAAUGCCUGGCCAUCCUGGAAUGCCUCAGAUCGGCCAACAACGCAAUGGUACUCCGAACGGUGCUCACGGCCAAGUCCCCGGUCAAAACGGCCAGCUCCAUCCUAACAUGGGGAUGCAAGGUCGCCCGCACCCAGGGCAGGGUAUGCAAGGCAACAUGUCGAACGGCAACAUGUCUGGAAUGCCGAUGGGUAUCCCUCAAGCUCAGAUGCAGAUGAACAUGCAAGGUCAACGACCCCCUCACCAAGCACAAGACAUGCGGAUGGCCAUGCAACAACGAAAUCUUACCCAACAGCAGCAGCAAUUCCUUUUGCAGCAGCAGGCUCAGCAAAUGAACCGGGCCAACAGCAUGUCUGGAGGACACAUGACCAGUACGAGCAGCGGCAACAACGGCAACGGCAGCAGCAAUAUGCAGAACCCUUCGAUGCUUGCGGCAAACAUGGGCACCCCCAAAGCCAACGGCCCGAAUGCCGGGAACAUGAAUGGCAUGCAAGGUGCCUCAGCAUCUCCGCGCAUAGCCGCCCCAAACUCCUCAGCACCUCAACAGCCCCAGGCCCUCUCCAGCGGCCACGUCCCGCAGAUCACCAACUUGACCCACGAGAUUCAAUUGCAACACCCAAACUUAUCACAGGCUGAGGCCAGCCGCAUUGCUGGAGACCGAAUGAACCAGAAGCUACAGCAGAAUGCUCGUCAAAAUGCGCUGAAUGCCGCAUCAGGUGCCGCCUCGAGCAGUGGGAACAAUGGGGCGCAAGUGUCGCCAAGUCCGUAUCAACAGCACGCUACCCUCGCCAACCCGGGUGGCAGCUCAAGCCCUCCAAACCACAACCCACAGCAGCAGGCAGCGUAUCAGCAGCAAAUGCGGCAGCAUAUGAUGCAGCAGCAGCAGCAGGCACGCACACCUUCAGCCCAGCAGGGUAGUCCCAAUCUAGGGUCUGUCCGUCCGGAGAGCCGCAGUGCGACGCCUCAGCAGAACGCGCAGCAGUUGCAGCCUGGUCAGCAUGGUAGCCCGAGCAACCGGGCUGGUUCUGCUGGCCAACAGACACCACAGCAAGGUCAGCACCAGCACUCGCAGCAGGCCCAGCAACAGGGGCAGGCCGGCGGCCGUUAG
Lasiodiplodia theobromae is the source of this 4440-nucleotide messenger RNA. RefSeq names its product SANT domain DNA binding protein. The record is from RefSeq and is a predicted model, not a curated record. The coding region runs from base 1 to 4440 and encodes 1479 amino acids. Lineage: Eukaryota; Fungi; Ascomycota; Dothideomycetes; Botryosphaeriales; Botryosphaeriaceae. The transcript is spliced from 5 exons.